This is a messenger RNA of Recurvomyces mirabilis, 891 nucleotides long. RefSeq lists its product as uncharacterized. The record is from RefSeq and is a predicted model, not a curated record. Bases 1 to 891 code for a protein of 296 amino acids. NCBI's taxonomy places the organism in Eukaryota, Fungi, Ascomycota, Dothideomycetes, Mycosphaerellales, Teratosphaeriaceae. The transcript has a single exon.
AUGCCAUCACACAUUAAUCCCCGGCCAACAGCACCUACUUUUGCCGAACGAUCUGACCACGUCAAUUGCGCCGAACACUUGUGUCGUAGUCUGACGUUAUCUUGCAAUCUAUCAGAGAACGCAGAGCCAGCCACAGUCACAUUGAAUCCAUUCGGACGGACUCCAUUCGGCCUCAACUCGAUGUACGGACAGCGGCCCCCAAAUGCAGCAGAGUAUGAGGAGUUUCUGCGGUGGAAAGCCUUACAACAAGCACCCGACCCGGCAUCGGGAGGACAGCAGUCCACGCUGCCGCCGUCAUUCAUGCCUCAACCACAGGCGCUAGCACCAGCAGUCGCGAAUACAUUGCCGCCUGCGAUGAGGGUAGCACAGCAUUCCGUGAUCGAUGCAAGGACCGGCGUCCCAUACUUCAACAUUACAAAGACCAGUAGUGCGUCGAGUUCGCUUAGUGGAACUGCGAAGUAUGAAGUGGUCCGCGCCGGGGAGAUUACGCCAAUGGCCACCAUCAAAGGGGAUACCUUGAGGCUAGGAAUAGGCGACAAGCUUGAGGUGAAUGGUCGAGCCAUCAAGAUCAAGACUGACCACGGCAUCACGAGCUCAAGUCCAACUUUCGAGUCUGCGACGGGCGUAAAAUGGUACUGGAUCUGGACCAAAGAAGGGCUGGUCCUAACGGACAAAUUGGGUGGUAAAGCUAAGCCAGAGCAUACGAUUGCGAGAGUGCAAGGCGAUGUGCUGGUAUUUGAAGGGAGCACGGGUGUAUCCUUUGUCCCUCAGGUCAUUGACGAGAUUGUUGUGACGUGCUUGAAUAUGAUCAUUGUAGGGACGAAGAGAAAGGAGUCGGAUAAGGCUGGCUUGGAGGCGCUGGGUGAGGUGAUUGGAACUGUCGCAUCGUAG